Molecule: messenger RNA, 512 nt
Organism: Hibiscus syriacus
Lineage: Eukaryota; Viridiplantae; Streptophyta; Magnoliopsida; Malvales; Malvaceae
Product: zinc finger A20 and AN1 domain-containing stress-associated protein 3-like
Exons: 3
Coding region: 58-501 (147 amino acids)
Molecular function (GO): DNA binding; zinc ion binding
Source: RefSeq, a predicted model, not a curated record
CUCUCUUUGAGACCUUGUCUUGGCUGGGGUUUGAUCGAAGGGAAAUCCAAAGAAGAAAUGGCGGAAGAACAUAGAUGUCAAGCACCAAAACCAUGUGCUAACAACUGCGGAUUACUUGGAAGCCCCGCGACGCAGAAUCUUUGUUCUAAAUGUCACCGUGAUUUUCAGCUUAAACAACAUCAAUCUUCCUCCGCCAAACACGCGAUUCAUCAAACCCCAAUCCCUUCGACAUCGAGUUCAUCUUCGUUCCAGGUGGAGGAUGAACAGACGGAGGAAACGAAGGCGACGGAGGCGGUGGUUGAGGUUAGACCUAAGCGAUGCUUGAGCUGCAACAAACGCGUGGGGCUCACGGGGUUCAAGUGCAGGUGUGGGAUGGUGUUUUGCGGGAUCCAUAGAUACCCGGAAGAACAUGGUUGUAGUUUCGAUUUCAAAGCCAUGGGAAAACAACAGAUCGCCAAAGCUAAUCCUGUUGUGAAGGCUGUCAAGCUUCAUAAAAUAUGAAUUUUAAUUGA